UAAAAUUAUAGCAAAUCUACUGUAGUCGUAGUAGAUAUUAUCUACAUGUCGGUCUAUCUAUUGUCUACAUUUGAAACCGGAUUAGCCACAUCACUAUUGGCUAUUGAGUGACUUUUUUGCAUUCUGCGGAAAGAAGUUUCUGCGUAUUAUUUAUUGUUUAUUUGUUUUAAUUUACUGAGAAUAAUCGAGAAUCUCCUCUUUUUUAUUUGUUAUUAUUGUGUAAUCUUACACAAAUUGUGUUUAGUACUACUUUAAAGUAGAGGGAAAGUGCAAAACAGAUAGAAAAUAGGUUGUAACGGGGUCUCCCGUUAUCUAAACAAAUACCUCAAAAACUUAUUAUGCCUCAUGAUUUAAAGGAGUUGGGUGGGAGGAAACCAGUAGUAAUGGCUCCCUUGUCGCCGACCCCGUGCGCGGAGAUCAGUGACGACGAGCUGGUCUCCAUCUCCGUGCGCGACCUGAACCGACAGCUCAAGAUGAGAGGACUCACCCGGGACCAGAUAGUCAGAAUGAAGCAGCGUCGUCGAACGUUGAAGAACCGCGGGUACGCCGCGUCGUGCCGCAUCAAACGCAUCGAGCAGAAGGACGAGCUCGAGACUGAGAAGAGCCAGGAGUGGCACGAUAUGGAACUAAUGCAAGACGAGAACAACAGGAUCCGUGAGGAAGUGGAAGCGUUGCGAGGGAAAUAUGAUGCACUAAAACGUUUCGCCAUCAUGAAAAAUAUACCAUUACCACCGGAACUGGAAAUACAGCCGUAGACCAGUUGAAAUAAGAUAGAUUUUACCUUAUUGUAGAUAAUAUGCUGUUUGAGGUAAUCAUGGCAAAGGAGUGUUAAUAUUAAUUACGUAUUGAAUGUAGGUACAGGUGCGUAAGAUAGAGUUGACUAUAGACUUUGUGUCUAACCUACUUAUAAUUAAGUAAAAUGAACAAUAAUAAUAUGAAUUAUGUAAUUAGUAGUGACUUUCAGAUUUUCCCACUUUGUUCCUGUUCAGUUUAGGGUCACGGUUUUGACUCACUGAAACUAGUAGCAUUCUACACUGGCUCUGGUACUCUGGUAGCUCUGGUCUGAAAUAUUGACAGUCAUCUCAACCGUACCGAACUCUGGUCUUAGAGAGCGUAGAGUAGCGACAUCUACCUUAAAAGAUAAAGUUCGAGCUACCACUAACAGAUGGCGCGUUUAACAAUAAGUUGAUAUUGCUGAGCGCAAGCAGUGUUUACUUGUUGGACAUUUACUGCGUUUAUUUCGUUUUCCAACUCCCGUCAUCGCCUCUAAUGAUACCUGAUUAUAAUUAUACUUAUUGUAACAAUAAUAAGUAACACAACCAGGUUACUUACCAGACAAUUUUGUUACACUAUUUUAGUUGUAAGAGCUAAUUUUAAGAAAACAUUUAUUUAUACAAUUACGUAAGCAAUAAACAAGUAUUUUAAGUAA
Spodoptera litura is the source of this 1429-nucleotide messenger RNA. RefSeq names its product MAF bZIP transcription factor K (gene maf-S). Gene Ontology annotation, molecular function: RNA polymerase II cis-regulatory region sequence-specific DNA binding; DNA-binding transcription factor activity, RNA polymerase II-specific. The record is from RefSeq and is a predicted model, not a curated record. NCBI's taxonomy places the organism in Eukaryota, Metazoa, Arthropoda, Insecta, Lepidoptera, Noctuidae. Gene Ontology annotation, cellular component: nucleus. Gene Ontology annotation, biological process: regulation of transcription by RNA polymerase II.